Messenger RNA from Calliphora vicina (urban bluebottle blowfly), 2639 nucleotides. Its product is annotated as putative sodium-dependent multivitamin transporter. Gene Ontology annotation, cellular component: membrane. Gene Ontology annotation, molecular function: symporter activity. Gene Ontology annotation, biological process: transmembrane transport; sodium ion transport. The transcript has 7 exons. The record is from RefSeq and is a predicted model, not a curated record. Bases 158 to 2212 code for a protein of 684 amino acids. NCBI's taxonomy places the organism in Eukaryota, Metazoa, Arthropoda, Insecta, Diptera, Calliphoridae.
AACGGAAAUGUAAAUAACUCGCCCCUUUAUUUUAAAUUGUUUGAAAAGGGUUAAAAAUACAAAUAAUACAAAUAACUAACAAGGAUUUUAAAACUUUAGGGUUUUAAAAGGAAAACUUAAAGAUUAAUUUCAACAUUUUAUAAACAAAACCCAAAAAAUGUCUGCAGUCAUGGUUGCCAUAUUGAAAUUAUUAUUUUUAUGCGCUUUGGCUCAUAGUGUUAGCUGUUUGGCUCUACCGGCCACCACUGUACCCAAAACCUAUGAAACAACCACCGAUCCUCCUCACCAUAUCCCAGAAUAUUUAAUUGUACGCGGUGAAGAUGGUUCCCAAGAAAGUACCGAGUACAAAAUGGCCGGCUCGUUGUUGUUGAAAUCAUUUCAGGCUCCAACAGUGACCGAUCAAUCAUUGGAGGAAUGUAGUAAUCCCUCGCACAAGGCAGUAUUUUCUCCUUAUGAUUAUACUGUAUUGCUAACUAUGUUGGUGAUAUCUUUGGGUAUUGGCAUAUUCUAUGGUUUUUGCAAGAAGUCGGGCAGUUCUUCGAAUGAGUUUUUACUCGGUUCGGAAAUGAGCAUAUUCCCGGUGACCCUAAGUUUGACUACUAGUUUUAUAACGGCCAUUGAAUUGCUGGGCAAUCCUUCGGAAAUGUACUUCCAGGGCACACAGUUUGUUUUGAUAGUUAUUCCCAUGGUCUUUGUCAUCCCUGUGGCCGUAAAAAUAUUUUAUCCGAUUUAUUUUAAAAUGGAAUUGACCAGUUGUUAUGAAUAUUUGGGUAUACGUUUUGGCAAGGAAAUUCGUGUACUUGGUGCAGUUUUAUAUGUAAUACAGAUGUGUUUCUACACCGCUGUGGCUGUUUUAGCACCCGCUAUAGCUCUCUCGAAAGCUACGGGUUUGAAUACAAAGAUAGCUGUGAUUUUAAUUUAUGUUGUGUGUGUCUUCUAUUCAUCUCAAGGAGGCAUGAAGGCUGUUGUUAUAGCCGAUACUUUUCAGGCUGUUGUUUUGGCCAUCUCCUUGGUGUUGGUGGUUGGUUUGGGCUGUUACUACAGUGGAUCACCAGUAGAAGUGUUUAAAACUGCUGCUGAGAGAGAUCGUUUGGAAUUUUUCAAUUUCAAUUUUGAUCCCACCACACGUCACACAGUGUGGUCAGUGGUUAUAGGUGGCUUUUUCUAUUGGACCUCCCUGUUCUGUACCAAUCAGGCUUCGGUGCAGAAAUGUAUGUCUUUAAAAUCUUUAAAGUUGGCUAAAAUAGCUUUAGGAUUUGCCAUAAUGGGUUUGGUGGUUGUUUUCCUGCUUAAUUUCUACACCGGUUUGAUGGUGUUCAAUCAUUAUGCCGACUGUGAUCCUUUAACGGCGGGACGUAUUACAGCCAGCGAUCAGUUGUUGCCAUUUUAUAUAAUAAAUACUUAUGAACAUAUUUAUACAGUUGCUGGCAUAUUUGUGGCUGGUAUAUUUGCAGCCAGUUUGGGAACUGUGGCCUCUGCUUUGAAUUCCCUUUCAGCCGUUACUUGUGAGGAUUUAUUGGUGAAUGGCAUGAAUAUAAAAAUUUCGGCCGAUAAAGGUGCUCUUUAUGCCAAAUGGAUGUCAUUGGGUUUUGGUAUUUUCUCAUUCGGUCUGGUCUUUAUUGUGGAACGCUUGGGCGGUGUCUUACAGGCCACUCUCACCUUAAACGGUUUAAUUGGUGGAGUCACAUUAGGCCUGUUUGUUUUGGGUAUUGCUUUUAAAAAUGCCAAUACCAAAGGAGCCUUUUAUGGUGGCAUUAUUUCUUUAAUAAUAGUCAUCUUUAUUGGUGUCGUCGCUCAAAUAGCAAAUGUUGAACCAGUAUCUUUACCAGUAUCCGUGGAAAAUUGUGAUUGUUUGGUGAACGCCACCCAAACAUUGGGUGCUGUUUUCAUGGAAACUAUAGUGGAGGAGGAAGUAUCGGGAUUUACUUCCUGGCCCAUUUUCAAACUAAGCUACAUGUGGUAUUCCAUGAUCGGUUGUUUGCUCACCAUGUUUUUGGGUCUAAUCAUAUCGGCCAUAAUUAAUACCCUACAAAGACGUCGAGUUUUCAAAAUAACCUCUGUUCAAAAUUCCAACAACAUGAACAUGAAUAGCGAAUCGAAUAUGAAACCUAAUAAUAAGAUUACCACGACAGCUGCCGCCAUUACAGUUGAUGCUAAACCCUCGGAAGAAGGUUGUCAUGUCAAUCAUGCCAUACGUUUAGAUGAUGAAUAAAACAAUCAUUAACGAUGAUGCCAAAUAAUUCACUUCUAAACUUUGUAUUAUCAAUUUAUAUACUGAACUUUAACAUAUUCCUUUGAUAUUUAUUUCCCUUUUUUACAUUACAUAUGUAUGUGUACAAAUUACCUCUUAGUAUUUAGUUAUUCCACAUAAAACCACUUAGUUACUAGCUCAAAAUUGUUUUUUUUUUUAGUGAGUUCCAUGCUCACCCCAGUGAUACACCAAAACUUAACUUAAUUUUAAGUCUACUAAAGCACCAGUAUUUAAUUUUAUAAAUAUAUAAACUAUAAUAGAAUAAUUUUUUUGUUUGUUAAAAUUUCUUUACGAUUUUGUAAAUGAAAAAAUAUAAAAUAAAAAUAUUUAAAAAUAUAUAUUAAAUGCAUGCAAAUAUAUAACGAAAUAAAACUAUUUACUGCAAUGA